Messenger RNA from Apis mellifera (honey bee), 7839 nucleotides. RefSeq lists its product as uncharacterized. NCBI's taxonomy places the organism in Eukaryota, Metazoa, Arthropoda, Insecta, Hymenoptera, Apidae. The coding region runs from base 78 to 6950 and encodes 2290 amino acids. The transcript is spliced from 29 exons. Gene Ontology annotation, molecular function: serine-type endopeptidase activity; chitin binding; protein binding. The record is from RefSeq and is a predicted model, not a curated record. Gene Ontology annotation, biological process: proteolysis. Gene Ontology annotation, cellular component: extracellular region; membrane.
ACGCGAUCGUGAUCAAACGACGGUUUCAUUAGGAAAAACCAGAUCAUCCAGCCGCGAUAGAGGCAGUAUAGUCGAGGAUGAUGUCGCGGUAUACCGGUCGUUCCCUCGUUGUCGUUGCUCUUUGUCUAUGUUUCGUCGUCGUCCACGCGAUCUAUGAUCCGAAAGAAUCGACAACAAAACCGCCAAAACGAAGAGAACCAGUGCUUCCUUGGUAUUCACCUGGUCCAGUCGAUUCCAAAGAAGAUCUAUCACGUUCUGCAAAAUGGCAAGUGGAUUCAGAUUACCCGAUUCCUCGAAAACCGUACGUAAUAGAGGCUGGGACGAAAACUUGGAGUCCUUGGAAAAAGAACAAGGGAAGCGAGAUCGAGCAGAGGACAGAAAUCACGAGAGAUUCUCAAAGCGCGAUAAAUUUUGAGCAAGAUGACAAUCUUUCUUCGAAGAGCAAUGACCAACAGAAAAAUGAACAAAUAGGGAUAAAGAGGGAUGAAGAGUUUUACGAGGGAGUACCCGCUGACAGCACGAAACCUCGCGAAGAAAAAAUUCUUGUUUCAACGGAAACGAAAUGGACAGUGGCUCGAUAUGACUCAAAGCACGGUGUUCAAUGCCCGGAAUUCGAUUCUACUGGACAAUUCGUAUAUCCCCCGGAUUGUAAAUUUUUCGUGAAUUGUUGGAAGGGCAGAGCUUUCGUUCAAGCAUGUGCUCCUGGUACAUUAUUCAAUCCAAACACGUUGGAAUGCGAUUUCCCUCAAAAAGUGAAAUGCUAUGGCGAGGAAAUUAACAAUUAUUAUAAUUUUCCAACGACCGAGCGUUUAGAUUCUUCCAGGCUGCAGGAGCCAAAAUGUCCGCCUCAUGUAACGGGAUUGAUAGCACAUCCCUUGGAUUGUACAAAAUUUUUACAAUGUGCUAAUGGAGGCACGUACAUAAUGGACUGUGGUCCUGGCACCGUGUUCAACCCUGCUGUUAUGGUUUGUGAUUGGCCACACAAUGUAAAGGGUUGCGAAGAUGCCUUGAAAUCUGAAGAAGAGACGACAAAACCAUUCGUUCCUCCUGAUUACGAGGAUCACGAUGGAAGAUUGCAAUACGAAAAGCCUCAAGCAAAGAAAAUUACCUGUCCCGAUGAUUACACAGGAUUGUUACCGCAUCCAGAAACAUGUAAAAAGUUCCUUCAAUGCGCGAAUGGUGGGACAUUUAUCAUGGAUUGUGGUCCUGGUACUGCUUUCAAUCCUAGCAUCUCUGUCUGUGAUUGGCCAUAUAAUGUCCCUGGUUGCAAGGAAGAUAAGCAACAACCGGUCGAUACUUCCUUCAAACCUUGGCCAUCUCACAAUUCUUCCCAUUCAAGAACUUGGCAUCACAAACACAACCACACGUCACAAGGAAAGGAUUGGGAUCCUUUAAAACCGACAUGGAGGCCAAUCUUGAAGAGGCCAAGCUCUCGAAUUAAUUGGAACGAUACGUCGGAUUCAAAUCCUCCACAGCCACAAUGGCCUCAUCGUGGCCACGGAUCAAAUGAUCGAAAUUAUAACGAUAGAUCCCAUCAUUAUCAUCACCAUCAUCAUUUUCAUUCACCAACGCAUGAUCCCAAAGACACUGAAGCGCAACAACCUGUUCCUUCUUUCCAUCAACCGCAUCAUCAAACAUCUGGAAACCAGGGAGUCGAAAAUUGGCAUUCGAAUCACGGCCAUCAUCACGAACAUCAUCAUUAUUAUCACGGUAGGCCUCAAGAUAGAUCGGAGAUUAUUGUUCCCAGUAAUCCUUGGACAGACGAAGAAAUCGAUCAACAGUCUAGAUUUGACACGAGAAAAGAUCACGAAGGUAGUCUCAAUCAAGGAUUCGAUCAUCGUGGUACUCAAGAUAGGCCUGAAACUGUUCCUUCUAAUACUUGGACAGUGGAAGAAACUGGUCAACAGGCUCAAAGGCCCACUUUUGACAUGAAAAAGGAUACUUUUAACGAGGAAUUCGAUCAUAGAGAUACUCAAGAUAGACCGGAAACUGUUGAUACUUGGACAGUCAAAGAAACUGUACAAGAAGCGCAAAGGCCUAGUUUUGGUGAAUUGUUCAAAGACAAUGUUCCAUGGAAUAAAGAUAAUGAUCAAGAAUCCGCAUCUAAUAGACAGGAAAGGAUGGGUCCUGGAUUUUCGCAGGCAGGAUUUGAUGAAACCUCGAUUUAUGCUAAUAAUCGUAAUUAUCAACCAGUGGAUAACUCGAGAUUCGACACGCAGAUUGCAGGCAACAGAAGAAUUUGGAAUCAAACCAGAUUGACGGAAAAUGGUUUCAGUAAUUGGAAUCAACAGGGACGAGAACAGAUGCCAAAUCAAAAUCGACGUUGGGAUCAAGAUCCUGUUAACAAGGAUGACAAAUUCUAUGAAGGAAAAUUUAGACCUAAUAUUUAUCAAAGUACAGCUGAUAGACAAGCAGAUUCUAAGUUAGAUACGUGGGCAUCGAAAACGAACAUUUUUCAGCAUUCUAAAGGCCAAUUUGGAUCAGGAGUAAAAAAUACAGCAUUUAAUUCAACGAAGAUUAAUCCAAAUGGUAUAAACGCGAAUAUAAAUGGUACAAGAGGUCAUUUCAUCACAAAAGAAAUCGAAGUGAAUCAAGGCCACUCGAAAAUGAGAACUUACAGACCAAACGAUCUCCCAGGUCUGAAUGAAUUCAACAAAAGUGAUAGAAAUAUCUAUGUCGAUUCCCGAACAAACGUCGAUAACAUACCACUUACGGUUCUUCAACCACCACCCAUUACUUCUGAUAAUCAUCCCUCUGGAUCGAACAAUAUCCUACGCAAUAAUUCUUUUGGACAUCGAACUCACAGGUAUCAUUGGACAUACAACUCUUCCGCGAAUUCUGGAAAUUUGUCACCCUCUGGUAAUUAUAACAAUCGUGUACUCGUGCCGUCACGGGAACUUCAACCACCAUAUCCAUCCCUUAACAAGUCUCUGGUCCCUCCAUUUCUAUCAAAUUUCUUAAAGUAUUCUCCAAUACCAUCCCCCGAUUUGCAACCACCAGAUGACCACCAGUCUACGAAUAAAUUUUCUAUCGGUUGGCAAUUACCAAAUGACCCAAUCGAACGCGAGUUGCCAACUUACGAGAAUCGAAACACUUUUCAACCAUCGAGUCAAUUGGUUCCUCCGAUUUUCGAAUUGAACGUAAGUGGCCGAUAUCCAAACGUUCCAUCGACAAAUCUCGAACCACCUGACCAAGAAUUCGAUAGUUUCUUCAACGAUUCCGUCGUCAAUAACGCGACACGAGAGAUUCCGUCUUUGACAAUUCCACCAAGGAAAAGAUUCGCCAACACCACCGAGAGUUCCGAAAACAGUGAAAUUUCUACGACCGAUCCAAACGUGCCCACCGUGUGGAUAGAUUACGAAAACUCUUCGACGAUCGAGCAUCCGGAUAUUGUCGAGCCUGCUUCCGAGGAAUCUGAAGCCGUAGAAUCCGUGGACGUGUUGAGCGACAAGAAAGAGUGGAAGCCUGUACUGGUUUUUAAAAAUGUGACUGAAACGACCACGAAGGCUUCUGUUAUCAUGAAGAUCGAUAAGAAGAACGUGGAUGUAGAUCUUUUCAAUGUAGACGCUGCCCCUUUCGCGAAAGAGGAUCCACCAUUUCCAUCGUAUUAUAUACCACCAGUGGAACCAUUAGAUCAUUCCAAGAAGACUGUUAUGCCAACACCAAUUUCCGGCCAGGUGAUACGACUUAGAGGAGGGUCUGGACCUCACGAUGGAUAUGUAGAAGUUCAAGGCACGAAUCCCGGUUGGGGAAUCGUUUGUGACUCGAGAAAUGGUUGGACCUUAAAAGAAGCACAUGUCGUAUGCAAACAGCUUGGAUAUACGAGGGGCGCCGAGAUGGCUUGGCAAGGGAGAAAUGGUCGAAAUGGCAUGCCAACUUGGAUAGCCGCAAAUUCUGUCUCGUGUCAAGGCGACGAGGAUAAAUUUCAAUCGUGCAAAUUCACACAUGUGCAAGAGUGUCGAGUGGAAAGGGACGCGAUUGGAGUAAGAUGCGCUCUAAAUCGGGUCGCCAACUGUCGCAAGGAUGAAGUACCACACGAAGAACAAUGUUACCAUUUGGCGGAGGCAGAGAGCGGUUUGAACCAUCAGGAAGCAUUGGAUUAUUGCACGAAUAGGGAUUCGAGACUCUUAGAUAUCACGAGCCAGGCGGAAAACAAUUUCAUCUCUGAGUGGUUGGUUCAAAAGCAACCAGAAAUCGCCUCGAUUAUGACUUCCGGUGUUGGUUUCACCACCAUGGGUCAUACCUUGUGGAUCUGGGAAGAUUCCUCCCGUACGAAAUUUAGGUUUACCAAAUGGUGGCCAGGUUGGAUGGAAGAUAAUAAACAACCUCCAUCCGUGGGUACCCGCCCACGUUGUAUCGUAAUGAAGAGGAAAUUUCCAUGCCACGAAAGACCAGACUCGAUUUGCGUUGCUGAUUACUUCUUCUGGGACGCUGAAGAUUGCGCUUCCUCCAAUAAAGGCCACUCUUUCAUUUGCAAGAGGCCCUAUGACGACAUCGGUUGUAUUUAUGGGAAGGGAAGUCAAUACGCCGGAAACGCGAGUAUAACAGCUUCGGGGAAAGAUUGUUUAUCAUGGGGAGACGAGAAAGUCGCUUAUCCACUUGAAAUAAAUGUCGUUAAUCGAGAAAUAAGAGAAAAAUUGAAAAACCACAAUUACUGCAGAAAUCCGAAUCCGAACAGAGAGAACAGGCCAUGGUGUUUCACGGGACCACGUGCAGAACGUGAACAUUGUGAUAUUCCACCUUGUGGAAAUAUAGGUACUCAAAGGCGUUCGGUGAGUCAAUGCAAACCUAAACAUUUCGAAUGUUUACCAGGAGAAUGUAUUCCAUCGCCAUGGGUUUGCGAUGAAGAAGAGGAUUGUACGAACGGGGCGGAUGAGAGAGAUUGCGUCUCGCACAUGUACCUCUUCAAAAAAUACUCGAAGCAGAAAUUAGAGGGAUAUGACGUUGAAAAGUGGUUGAACACACCAUUGAAGACGUGUGCUCUCAGAUGCAAAGAGGCCGAUUUCAUUUGCCGAUCUUUUGCGCAUAAAGCUAUAGAAAACAUUUGUCUUCUGAGCGACAGUAAUAUAGGAAUGACAGGAAAGUUGAAACCCAGCACGGAAUUCGAUUAUUACGAGAUGAAGGACAGGAGCAUGAACUGCGAAGGAAUGUUCGUUUGUGAAAAUCAAAAGUGCAUAAAUCAAAGCCAAGUGUGCAAUGGAAAAAAUGAUUGCCACGAUCGGAGCGACGAGAAUGUUUGCACUGUAGAAAAUUUGGAUUACGAGAUUCGGCUGGCUGGUUCAGAUUACAAUAACGAAGGAAGAGUUGAAGUCAAGAUUUUGGGAAUUUGGGGACAAGUGUGCGACGAUGGUUUCGGAAUGAUCGAUGCCGAUGUUAUUUGCAAAGAGCUCGGUUUCGUUCUUGGCGCUUUGGAAGUGAAACCAGGAGGCUUUUAUGGAAAUAUGGAUCCGUCGACAAGAUUUAUGGUCGAUCAAUUAAGAUGUCGAGGAAACGAAACUUCCUUACGCGAAUGCGACUUUGAAGGUUGGGGGGUUCACGAUUGUCAACCGGAAGAAGCUGUAGGUAUCGUUUGCAAGACCGCAGUCAAUACUUGUCCAGAUGGUCAAUGGAAGUGUGACAACAGCCCGAUGUGUAUUUCGACUGCGUUUAUAUGCGACGAGGUUGUCGAUUGUCAAGACGGUUCAGACGAGAGCCCCGAGCAUUGUAACGUACCGUUUGAGAUACGUUUGGCAAAUGGAAAUACGGCUUACGAGGGAAGGAUCGAAGUUCGUCAUCAUGGCGUGUGGGGUACCGUUUGCGACGAUGAUUUCUCGAAUGCAGCUGCUACGGUGAUUUGCAGGUCUUUAGGAUUCAAUGGGCGUGCUCUGGCAAAGAAAGAUGGAUAUUUUGGACCGGGAGAGGGGCCCAUAUGGCUCGAUGAAGUUUUCUGCUAUGGAAACGAGACUCAGCUGAAUCGAUGCGAGCACAACCAUUGGGGUGAGCAUAAUUGCAAUCACGAGGAGGACGCAGGUGUGAUUUGUACACCUGGAGAUGUUAACGAUUCCAAGGUAAAUCGAAACAUUCCCUCUCGAUGGAGGGAUAGUUUAAUUUUCAAAUGGGAGAUACCGCCUGAGAUGCCGCAGAAGAACAUCAAUGAUAUACUUCCGACCAAUUGCGGCAGACGAUUCAAAGAUUUCAACGAGGACGAGGAUCUGAUAUUUCAAAAAGUGGUGCGAGGUAACAUUGCACCCAAGGGCUCCUAUCCAUGGCAGGCCAGUAUUCGCGUACGAGGGUACAGUAAAUCAAAUCAUUGGUGUGGGGCAGUGAUUAUUUCUCCUUUGCAUGUGCUCACCGCUGCACAUUGUUUGGAGGGUUACAAUAAGAAAACUUAUUUCGUUCGUGCUGGUGAUUACAAUACGGAGAUAGACGAAGGGACGGAGAUCGAGGCCAACAUCGAGGAUUAUUACAUUCACGAAGAGUUUCGUAAAGGCCAUCGAAUGAACAACGAUAUCGCACUGGUAUUGUUAAAAGGGCGAGGAAUACCUCUUGGAAAGAAUGUUAUGCCAAUUUGCCUGCCAUCCGAGAGAAUCGAGUAUCCAGCAGGUCUUAAUUGCACCAUCAGCGGAUUUGGCAGUAUCGAGACUGGAAAAUCAACUCAUUCCAAAGAUCUAAGAUACGGUUGGAUACCGUUAUUAGAUCAGUCCGUGUGUCGUGCCGGACAUGUUUAUGGCGAGCGUGCAAUCAGUGAUGGAAUGGUCUGCGCCGGAUAUCUUAAUGAAGGUAUUGACACCUGUGACGGAGAUUCUGGAGGUCCAUUGGUGUGCUUGCACAAUGGCGUUUUCACGUUGUACGGCCUUACCAGUUGGGGACAACAUUGCGGAAAAAUGAAUAAACCUGGUGUUUAUGUCCGAGUUUCUUACUAUAGACAAUGGAUCGAUAAGAAAAUAAAAAUUUCCCUCGAAGGGAAAUAAAAAAUAUUUUUCUAAAAUCGUGAUGUCGAUCUUAUUGAAAAAUAAUGACAUCUAUGACGUACAAAUUUUUUUAUUACUUAUUUACACAUUAAGUCAUAGAUUAACGUGCAAUUAUUUUUUUAAAAUUCAUCAUAUUUUUCUAGAUAUAAAAUCAUUAGAUUGGAUUAUGGAUAUUUAUGCGUUCAUAGAAAAUUUAAUUUUUUAAGUAAUUAAUAAGUAGAUAAUAUAAUAAUAUACAGAAUAUAAAAUGAUAAUAUAAUAUGAUAAAGACACGAUGAUAAAGUCUCGUAUCACUAUGGAAUGGCUUUUCACGAUGAGCUAUAAAGUUUAAGGGGUUAAAAAUGUAAAAAUGUACAAACUGUAUAUAUAAGGAAUGUAUAAAAUAUCCAAAGACUAUGGUAUAAUACUUAAUACACGAAACAAAUUUUUAUGUAGGUGCUAUUUGCUCAGUUAUGUUCCUUAAAAUGUUCCAUAAAUAUCCACAGUCUAGUUAUUACCUGGAUAAUCAUCAUUAACUAUGGAAGUGUUAUUAGUUAUUUAACGAGUAUAUAGCAUGUUUAAUAAAGAAUUUUUACAAUUAUUUGUAUAAUUUUAGUGGUUACUUUAUUGGUAGGAGAAAAAAAAAGGAAAUUGAAAUGAAAAGUUAACUUACCUUUGCAAAUUCAAAAUUGAUGAGUGCAAAUUUGAAAAAACACACUUUGAAGAAACGUCCAUUAAUUUGUAGUUUAUUUCGUAAGACAUCAUCGUUUCUACAAUAAUUGUAAUUGUUGUCUUGUCGCUGUUACAUGUUUGAGCCUAUUUAUGUACAAUAGUCCCAACAUACUCGAUCGGAUGAAAACGAAAAUCGCUGUGAAACGGAAAUUUUCGACAUUUUUUUUUUCUUCUUCUU